Messenger RNA from Daktulosphaira vitifoliae (grape phylloxera), 3936 nucleotides. RefSeq names its product regulator of nonsense transcripts 2 (gene Upf2). Bases 219 to 3614 code for a protein of 1131 amino acids. The transcript has 4 exons. Lineage: Eukaryota; Metazoa; Arthropoda; Insecta; Hemiptera; Phylloxeridae. Gene Ontology annotation, biological process: nuclear-transcribed mRNA catabolic process, nonsense-mediated decay. The record is from RefSeq and is a predicted model, not a curated record. Gene Ontology annotation, cellular component: cytoplasm; exon-exon junction complex. Gene Ontology annotation, molecular function: protein binding; RNA binding.
ACAUACGUGUGUUAUGAAAAAUUAUUUACUAAGUUAUCCCACUAUUGAUAGUCCAUAUGAACUAUUAUUUUGCUUCUUACAUUAUGUUAUUCGAAAAUCAUGAAAAAUGAAAAUUGUGAAAUAAAAUUCAAUGUAACCUUUAAUUUCUUCAAUUUUAAUUUUUUCUCUUGUGUAUUUGCGUUAAUAAUUAACAUUUAUCCAAGAAUUAACAUUAAAAGAUGAAAAACGAUCCAACAAAGCGAUCUUCUAAAACAGCUAAAACCUCUGUAGAAGUUUCUGAUUCAUUACAACAGAUCUCAAAAAUUGUUGAUAAUGUACGACAAUCAAUUGGUAAUAUCCCUAUUUUACCUUCAAAUAGUACAACAAAAUCAGAAUCAAGGCCUUCGUCUGUAGAAGUUUUUACUCAAGAAGACCUAGAAAAAAAACAGAAGGAAACUUUAUCUAACUUUAUCACUGAAUGUAAUGUAAAACAUGAAGAAAAAAAAAAAUACAGGGUAAAAAAUCAAGAGUGUACAUUUCCUGAUGAAUCUGAAAUAUCUAAAAGAGAUUCUAGUUUAAAAAAAAAUACUGCUUUUAUUAGAAGAUUAAAAAAUUUUCCCCCUCCGCAACUUGACCAACUUCUUAAAGAUAUGAACUCCCUAAAUUUAACCAAAUAUUUAUCAGAGGUUGUGUCAGCUCUUACUGAAAUCAAGCUUAAAAUGACAGAAAUUGAUGCAAUGAUAGCUCUAUGUACUGAAUUAAACAUUACUUAUUCAGACUUUUCAAAGACAUUUUUUGAACAAUGGCAAAAAUUAUUAAACUUAAAAAAAGAUGAUAAAAUCACAAAUAUGAGUAAAUUUAGAGUAGAUCUUAGGUUGUUUGCUGAACUAACAUCUGCUGGUAUCAUACCUCAAAGAGAGGGUCUUGUAUUGCUAGGCAAUAUACUUACAAAUUUAAUAAGUUCAGAUCUUCAAGAGCAUAAUAAUUUAAAUAUAAUUUUAAGUUUUUGUAAGUAUUGUGGAGAUGAUUAUGCUGGUUUAGUUUCAAGAGAAAUGUUGGAAUUAUCUGAGAAGUAUGAUAUUGAAAUACCAAGAAGUAAUAUGUUGACUAGUGAUAAACAAAAAAAUGUCAGAGUCUUAUUAAAAGAAUAUUAUAUAUCUCUAUGUAAUCAUGUGAAAAGAAUGCAUAGUGACUUAGAGUAUGCUGAAAAACAAAAUGAAAAAAUUCUACAAACUAAAGGUGAAUUAAGACCUGAACGAAAAGCAAAAAAUGAGCAAAUGAAUGUUACAUAUCAAAAAUUGUACAAUUCUGUAAUGACAUUUUCAGAUAUUUUAAAUGAACCUCCAAUUAUAUUAAAAGAAGAAAAGAAGAGCAGUUCAACAGAAGAUUUAACUGAUUCUGAGUUAGAUAUCAUAGGGACAGCACCAGCUGAAUUAACUAGCCUUUGGGAAGAUGAGGAAACUCAAAAAUUUUAUGAAGAAUUUCCCAAUCUCAGCAAUUAUAUCCCAGAUAAAGGUAAAAAACCUGAUGAAACUGAAGAAAAUGAAAGUGAACAAUGCACCAAAAAAAGCAUAAUAGAUAUCAAAGAUGCUUCUGAUGUAGAAAUGUCUAAUAUUGGUACUAAAGUAAUUUUUGAAUCUUUUGUUGAACAGCUUCCUAAAUGUGUUAACCGUGAAAUGAUUGAUAAUUUAGCAAUUGAAUUUUUAAUUUAUUUGAAUACUAAAAAUAAUCGUAAAAAAUUAGUCAAAGUAAUAUUUAACGUCCCAAGAACAAGAGUAGAUCUAUUACCUUUUUAUACUCGCUUAGUAGCCAUCCUUAACCCUUUAAUGCCAGAAAUUGCACUUGAAUUAGGUUCUUUAUUGAAAAGUGAUUUUAGAUACAAUGUCAAGAAAAAGGAUCAAAUUAAUAUUGAAACCAAACUAAAAGUUGUGCGCUUUAUUGGGGAGAUGGUUAAAUUUAACCUAAUGAUAAAAUCAGAAGCUUUACACUGUUUUAAAAUGUUGCUGAAUGAUUUCACUCAUCAUCACAUUGAAAUGGGUUGCGCUUUAUUAGAAACUGCUGGUAGAUAUUUAUAUAGAUCACCUGACAGUCAUCAUCGUACAAAAAUUUACUUAGAACAAAUGAUGAGAGUAAAAUCCAUAUCUGCUUUGAGACCUGUUUAUGUUACUAUGAUUGAAAAUGCAUACUAUUUUGUUAACCCUACUGAGUCACCAGCUAUCAUGAAAAAACAAAGGCCUAUUUUACAUGAGUUCAUAAGGCAUCUUUUGUAUAAUGAACUUAAAGAUGCCCCAGAAAAAGAAAGUAUAAUUUUAAGUUUACUGAAGCAAAUGGAUUGGGAAAAUUCAAUGGAGAAAACAUAUUUAAUUAAAUGUCUGACAGAAGCCUGGAAUGUUACUUACCCUAUGAUAUCUGAUUUAGCAUGUUUAGUUGCUGCUUUUGUAGAUUAUGAUGACUCGGUUGGAACUAGAGUUGUAGAUGGUGUUAUUGAAGACAUUCGAGUUGGUUUAGAAACAAAUUUAGUAAAAUUUAAUCAAAGACGAAUUGCUAUGAUUAAGUAUUUUGGAGAACUCUACAAUUAUAGAUUAAUUGAGAGCAAUGAUGUUUUUAAAGUACUGUAUAGUCUUGUGUCAUAUGGUGUUGUAUACGAGCCAGAUUUUUAUUCAACAUUUGAUCCACCUCAAAACUUAUUUCGAUUGAGACUUAUUUGUGUUUUACUUGAUACUUGUGGUGAAUUUUUUAAUAGAGGUCCAGGAAAACUCAAACUUGAUUGUUUUAUUAUAUACUUUCAAUACUAUUUUUGGUUGAAGAAAAGUAGUACUACUUGGGAUACUGAAAAUCCAUUUCCUGUUACUAUAGACUAUUUAGUAACGGAUACAUUGAAAAAACUUAGGCCAAAUAUAAAAUUAAAAAACUGCUUUUUAGAAGCUCAAAAAUCUGUUAUUCUUUUACAGGAAAGAUUAGUUCAACAAUAUAAUUUGAAGAAUAAUGAUGAUAACCAAUUGUCAACUAUUGAUGAAGAAGCUGAUGACAAUCAAAAAGUGGAAGAUGAAGAUUCUGAAAUUGACUCUUCAGAGGAUGAUGAUAGUGAUAAUACUGUUUGUAGUGAUAAACUUGUAGAAAGCUCUUUAGAUGUAAUUGUUAGACGCAAAGUUGAUGACCCAGAAGAUUAUGACUUUUUAGAAUCUUUUGAUCGAAUGGUUAGUGAUAAUAUACAAGAACGAACAAAAGAAGUUGCUCGUCCACAAACAGAAAUAUCAAUACCUUUUCAUUUAAAAAAAUAUAGUAAAAAAACAUAUGAACAAUUAAAGAGUCCAAAUGAAGAUAAAUCUGUUAAUUUUAUUUUAAUGCUUAAAAAAGGAAAUAAACAAACAUUCAAAAAUUUGCAAGUACCUGUGGAUUCAGAAUUGGCAUCAAAUUUAAAAAGUCAAGAGAUGGCUGAACAAGCUGAAUUAAGAAGAGUUAAACAGCUAACUUUAGAUAUAAACAAUAGACAGGAAGAGGAAGAUUAUAAAGAUCUCACCCAAGUUGUACAAAAACCUAUUUCAGCUAAUGUGAAAGAUAAAAAAACUCCUAAUAAGGGAACUCCUGAUGCUGAAACUAUUUUUGGAAAGAAAAAAAGUGAAAAAUGGACAUAGCAAAAUUUCAAACUAACUGAAGAAAAGACUCAUUAAAAUUUGUGAUAUUAAUUUAAGCUGAAUAUAUUUGAAAUGUAACCACACAAGUUAUUUUAAAUUGAACCUUUUUUGUUUUCAUAAAACAAAAUAUUUUUUUAAAAAGAAAUGUUAUCAUGUUUCUGUGGCUAUUGUAAUAUUAAAUUUUAAUGAAAGUUGUAUAUUUUAUUUGUUUAACCAAUCCCAAUAAAUCUUAUUGGUUAUUAAAUUUUAAUGAUGUAAAAAUUUGUAUUUUCCAAGUACAAAAUAAUAUAAAAAUCUAAUCUAAAAUUGUUAAUAGACUGAU